AUCCUCAAAAAAUUGGGGUGCAGGCGUCCUGCCACAUGACUUGACCUACCAGCUACCAUGCUCUCAACUGCUCCGCAGGCGUCCAGCCACCGUCGUUCAGAAUGUCCUCUUCACACAUUUGGUGAGUUCAAAAUCCACAAUGUUUUUGCUGGCAAUUGUAGAAGUGUGGCCAAGUAUAGGUAUCUUCAUCCUGCCAAGCUCCAGCAACAAAGGCUACCUGCUAUCAUACUUUCGCGGUUCAAUUUGGUCUCUGGAAUCUGGAGGGCGCAGAUGGCCAAGUCCUUCCUCCUAAACACCGGUGCUGCUAUCCCAUCGGUUGGCCUUGGAACAUGGCAAAUAUCACCAGCUGUUGUCGAAGAUGCCAUUCGUGCAGCUCUCCAGGCAGGUUAUCAUCAUAUUGAUUGUUCUCCACAAUAUGGUAAUCAGAAAGAGGUUGGUUUUGCCCUGAGGAAACUAUUUGAGGAGGGUAUACUUAAACGUGAAGAUCUAUUCAUCACUUCUAAACUGUGGUGCACUGAUCAUGAUCCAGAAGAUGUUCCAGAGGCGAUUGAUAACACACUACAGCAUCUGCAGCUUGAUUACUUAGAUCUUUACCUAGUCCAUGGUCCAGUUCGUGCGAAGAAAGGAACUAGGCUGAGCACCGAAAACAUCCUCAAGCCCGACAUCCCUGCUACGUGGAAAGCAAUGGAGAGACUGUACGACUCAGGCAAAGCUCGUGCCAUUGGCGUGAGCAAUUUCUCCUGCAAGAAGCUGGAGGACUUGCUCGCGGUCGCACGUGUGCCACCAGCAGUCAACCAGGUGGAGUGCCACCCGGUUUGGCAACAAGACAAGCUCCGCAAGCUUUGCCGGUCCAAGGGCAUCCACUUAUCUGCAUAUGCACCACUAGGUUCGCCUGGAUCGCCAGGAAAUGACGGACCGGACGUCCUUAGCCACCCCACCUUGAUUUCCAUCGCCAAUAAGCUGCAGAAAACCCCGGCUCAGGUUGCUCUUCGCUGGGGUAUUCAGAUGGGGCAGAGCGUGCUCCCGAAGAGCGACAACGAGGCGUGGACCAGGGAGAACAUUGACCUGUUUGAUUGGUGCAUCCCUGACGAGCUGAUGGAGAAGUUCUCCGAGAUCAAGCAGGCCAGGCUUUUCAAGUACGAGUUCGUGACUCAUCCGACCAGCUUUUACAAGUCCGUGGAGGAUUUCUGGGACGGCGAAAUCUGAGGACACCAAAUGUAUAUCUCUUCUUGGUUGGAAUGUUUUGCAUACACAUAAUUGCUAGAUGGAUCAUGAAUCUUUGUCACUCACCUCGAUGUAGUGCUGAACUGUCGAUCAAAAUGAACGAAAAGUUUCCCACUUUCGUACAAA
Messenger RNA from Sorghum bicolor (sorghum), 1350 nucleotides. RefSeq names its product NADPH-dependent aldo-keto reductase, chloroplastic. Gene Ontology annotation, cellular component: cytosol. Gene Ontology annotation, molecular function: aldose reductase (NADPH) activity. Lineage: Eukaryota; Viridiplantae; Streptophyta; Magnoliopsida; Poales; Poaceae. The record is from RefSeq and is a predicted model, not a curated record. The coding region runs from base 58 to 1206 and encodes 382 amino acids. The transcript is spliced from 7 exons.